Molecule: messenger RNA, 858 nt
Organism: Nerophis lumbriciformis (worm pipefish)
Lineage: Eukaryota; Metazoa; Chordata; Actinopteri; Syngnathiformes; Syngnathidae
Source: RefSeq, a predicted model, not a curated record
AUGGUUAAACCUCUUGAAAAUGACCGCUUCGAGAUGUUCUCACCUCUGCCUCCACCACUUUCUCCGGGCAGGGGAAGCGAUGCAUUUGGGAAUGAUGAAGACCCUGGUGAGGUAUCCAAGCUAGCUGAGGUUCCUCCUGCCAAAAGAGCAGUAGUGAAGAGACCCCAGCCAAAGCUGGACUCUCACAGGCUGACGUCUGAAAAAGGCCUUCCAGCUCUACGAACACUUUUUGAAGACGUCCGUUUUAAAGGCAAGGGACAUGAGGCCGAGGACGUGCGUCUGCUGAUGCAGAAGAUGGAGAACUGGGCACACAGGUUGUACCCCAAAUUUCAGUUGGAAGAUUUCAUCGACAAAGUGGAGAAGCUGGGUGCUAAGAAGGAAGUGCAGACAUGUCUCAAACGGAUACGCCUUGACAUGCCGCUGACACGGGAAGAUUUUACCGGUGAAGACGGUCCUGUUGACGCUGAAGUCUCAGGCGAUUCUGAUCCUUACAGCAGUCAAAGCCUCCACGGCGACCUGCACGGGUUAAUCCACUCCACCCCAGCUGCCCCCUCUCUCACAGACGAUCAGCGCAGACGAAUGGAGCUGAACAAGAAGCGGGCCUUGGAGAGGAGAAUUGCCCGCCAGCAACAGCUAACAGACUCACAGACAGACGACUCAUCUUUGCAAGCAGGUGAAUCCUCCAUGAACACAUCAGGGGAUGUUGUCAACCAUUCCAAAAGACAGUGGGAGGAUGAGGUGCCAGCGAGCCAAAUUUCAUCCCUGUUGUCAGGCAAUGCCGCCGGGUCCUCCUCGAUUUUGUUCGAAAAAGCUGUGACUGAGUCUCAGGCAGCCUCAACAGCUAGUAUCAGCAGUUAG